This is a messenger RNA of Calypte anna (Anna's hummingbird), 2563 nucleotides long. It is a transcript of the gene BRD3, whose product is annotated as bromodomain containing 3. Lineage: Eukaryota; Metazoa; Chordata; Aves; Apodiformes; Trochilidae. The coding region runs from base 311 to 2479 and encodes 722 amino acids. Gene Ontology annotation, biological process: regulation of DNA-templated transcription; chromatin remodeling. Gene Ontology annotation, cellular component: chromatin; nucleus. The transcript has 12 exons. The record is from RefSeq and is a predicted model, not a curated record.
GGGUUCUGGGACUUGUAGUCCGGGAGCUGGUGGCCGCUUCUCCUCUGUGCUAGCCCGGGACUACCGUCCCCACAUGGCCUUGCGCCCCGGCGCAUGAGCUGUCGGGCUUCUUAGCGCAUCUAUUAUACUGCCUUGCCGAGGAUAAAAAGAAGAGCAACUGGAGGGACUAUAAGGCAAACGUUUGCUGGAGCUGCCGGGGCAAAGUUGCAUGGUUGGACCCUGGAGAUGGGAUGUCAGUCCCUUUCAGGGAGCUUAAAGGAAGAAAGAUCUCUGGGUUGCUGCUGCUGUGACAGCGAGUGAGAGCAGGAAAAUGUCGGCAGUCACAUCAGCAAUCCAGGCUCCUCAGGGCCCUGUGAAUCCCCCACCUCCAGAGGUCACUAAUCCCAAUAAACCUGGCCGGAAGACCAACCAGUUGCAAUACAUGCAAAAUGUUGUGGUGAAGACUUUGUGGAAGCAUCAGUUUGCCUGGCCUUUCUACCAACCUGUCGAUGCAAUUAAGCUGAAUUUGCCGGAUUAUCACAAAAUAAUAAAAAACCCCAUGGACAUGGGGACCAUCAAGAAGCGCCUGGAACAUAACUAUUACUGGAGUGCCAGUGAAUGUAUGCAGGAUUUCAACACCAUGUUUACAAAUUGUUACAUUUAUAACAAGCCCACAGAUGACAUUGUCCUCAUGGCCCAAGCUCUGGAGAAGAUCUUUCUGCAGAAGGUUGCUCAGAUGCCUCAAGAGGAAGUUGAGUUGUUACCCCCAGUUCCUAAAGGCAAAGGUCGCAAGCCAGCAGCAGGCACCCAGAGUGCAGGAGCUCAGCAAGCAGUGGCCGUGUCCUCCAUCUCCCCGCCGGCCCCAUUCCAGAGCGUCCCUCCGGCCGUGUCCCAGACGCCCGUCAUUGCUGCCACCCCUGUGCCAACCAUCACUGCCAACGUCCCGCCUGUCACCGCCUCUCCUGCUGCUGCUCCCCCUCCUCCUGCUGCUCCCAUCAUGCCCGUGGUGCCUCCUACACCACCCGUGGUCAAGAAAAAAGGAGUGAAGAGGAAAGCAGACACCACGACCCCCACCACCUCUGCCAUCACUGCCAGCCGCAGCGAGUCCCCCACCCCCCUCUCAGACCCCAAGCAGGCCAAGAUCAUCGCUCGCCGGGAGAGCGGCGGCCGCCCCAUCAAACCACCAAAGAAAGACCUUGAAGAUGGAGAGGUCCCCCAGCACGCAGGGAAGAAGGGUAAACUCUCUGAGCACCUCAAGUACUGUGACAGCAUUCUCAAGGAGAUGCUCUCGAAGAAGCACGCAGCUUAUGCAUGGCCGUUUUACAAGCCUGUUGAUGCAGAGGCCUUGGAAUUACAUGACUAUCAUGAUAUUAUCAAACAUCCCAUGGAUCUCAGUACUGUUAAAAAAAAAAUGGACAGUCGGGAAUACCAGGAUGCCCAAGGGUUUGCUGCAGAUAUUCGGUUAAUGUUCUCUAAUUGUUACAAGUACAAUCCUCCAGACCACGAAGUGGUAGCCAUGGCCAGGAAGCUCCAGGACGUCUUUGAGAUGAGGUUUGCAAAGAUGCCUGAUGAGCCUGCAGAGGUCCCACCUCCACCUCCCCCAACAGCACCAGUGGUGAGCAAAAGCACAGAGAGCAGUCACAGCAGUGAGGAGAGCUCCUCGGACUCGGACAGCUCGGAUUCGGAAGAAGAGCGAGCGACCCGGCUGGCAGAGCUGCAGGAGCAGCUGAAGGCCGUCCAUGAGCAGCUAGCAGCAUUGUCACAAGCACCAGUGAACAAACCAAAGAAAAAAAAAGAGAAGAAGGAAAAAGAGAAGAAAAAGAAAGAUAAAGAGAAGGAAAAAGAAAAGCACAAAGUAAAAGCUGAGGAGGAUAAGAAACCCAAGGUGGCUCAACCACCAAAACAAGCCCAACAGAAAAAAGCCCCAGCUAAGAAAGCAAACAGCACAACUACAGCUAACAGACAGCCCAAGAAAGGAGGCAAACAGGCAUCUGCAAGCUACGAUUCAGACGAGGAGGAGGAAGGUUUGCCCAUGACCUAUGAUGAGAAACGACAGCUCAGCUUGGACAUCAACCGCCUGCCCGGGGAGAAGCUGGGCAGGGUGGUACACAUCAUCCAGUCAAGGGAACCUUCCCUCAGAGACUCCAAUCCUGAUGAGAUAGAAAUAGAUUUUGAAACAUUGAAGCCCACAACUUUACGAGAACUGGAGAGAUACGUGAAAUCUUGUUUACAGAAAAAACAAAGGAAACCAUUUUCUGCAAGUGGGAAAAAGCAAGCAGCAAAGUCAAAAGAAGAGCUAGCUCAGGAAAAGAAGAAAGAACUAGAAAAACGGUUACAGGACGUCAGUGGGCAGCUAAACAACAACAAGAAACCUGCAAAGAAAGAGAAAUCUGGCUCAGCUCCCUCCGGAGGUCCCUCCCGGCUCAGCAGCUCCUCCUCCUCCGAGUCCGGGAGCAGCAGCUCCAGCGGCUCCAGCUCAGACAGCAGCGACUCGGAAUGAGUCACGGACACUUCAUGGACAUCACCCUCCCCCUGCUCUGCAGUGUUCCUUUCCUUAUUAAUAUACUGCUCUUGUUCAACGGUG